This is a messenger RNA of Rattus rattus (black rat), 527 nucleotides long. RefSeq names its product small nuclear ribonucleoprotein Sm D3-like. Gene Ontology annotation, biological process: spliceosomal snRNP assembly; RNA processing. NCBI's taxonomy places the organism in Eukaryota, Metazoa, Chordata, Mammalia, Rodentia, Muridae. Bases 63 to 449 code for a protein of 128 amino acids. Gene Ontology annotation, cellular component: U12-type spliceosomal complex; pICln-Sm protein complex; SMN-Sm protein complex. The transcript has a single exon. The record is from RefSeq and is a predicted model, not a curated record. Gene Ontology annotation, molecular function: RNA binding.
AACGUUUGUGCCGGGACCGGAAAAAAAAAAAGCCUGCGGUUAGUUGGAAGUGUCCUGCCAAGAUGUCUAUCAGUGUGCCAAUUAAAGUCCUGCAUGAAGUGGAAGGCCACAUAGUGACAUGUGAGACCAGCACUGGUGGAGUAUACUGGGGGAAGCUCAUUGAAGCAGAGGACAACGUGAACUACCAGAUUUCCAACAUCACAGUCACAGUCACAUACAGAGAUGGCCAAGUGGCACAGCUGGAACAAGUGUGCAUACGUGGCAGCAAGAUCCGGUUUCUGAUUUUGCCUGACAUGCUGAAAAAUGCACCCAUGUCAAACAGCAUGAAAAAUAAAAACCAAGCCUCAGGGGCUGGCCAAGGAAAAGCUGCUAUCCUGAAGGCCCAAGUGGCUGCCAGAGGAAGAGGACGUGGAACGGGGCGUGGAAACAUCUUCCAGAAGCGAAGAUAAUAUUCUCCAUUGAAGAGAACUUUGUCCUUUCUUCUCUUAGGUUUUUGGGUUUUUUUUGGGGGGGGGUUAUAUGUGCAU